GGGUAUCUGCCAGCUAGCAGUGACUCCUCCACCCUACCUGCUGCUGCAGCUCGCGAUUCCGUCCCGCCGAUCAUAACCGCCGGACUGAGUUGUCUGCGUUUUGGCCUCAUCACACCCGGCACGGACAUCUCUGAGAUGUUGGAACUGGUGCUCCAAGUGGCUUCUGCCGUCGAAGAGGACAGCAACACCGUUGCCAUGCAUGAGGUGUUCGUCCAACGCAUCGCCAACCACCCAACCCUUCGCACGGACUACGGAUUUCGUGUCUUCUUGGAGUAUGAGGAGAACCUAAGCGUGCGCACCAAGAACACCAAAGAAAAGGUGGGUCCCACCUCCACGCCCCUUUUUUUUCCCAACCUCCAAUGA
Messenger RNA from Dibothriocephalus latus, 363 nucleotides. NCBI's taxonomy places the organism in Eukaryota, Metazoa, Platyhelminthes, Cestoda, Diphyllobothriidea, Diphyllobothriidae. The record is from the annotation of a GenBank genome assembly.